This is a messenger RNA of Parnassius apollo (apollo), 1647 nucleotides long. NCBI's taxonomy places the organism in Eukaryota, Metazoa, Arthropoda, Insecta, Lepidoptera, Papilionidae. The record is from the annotation of a GenBank genome assembly.
AUGGAGAGUAAGACGCCGAAUAAUUUAUCGCCACCACCGCGAGUGAAAAAGGAAAAUGAAGAAAUCAAGGAGUUCGCGGAAACAGCUAUGAAUGAGCUGCUGGGCUGGUAUGGAUACGAACGUCUGGAGCUAAGGCGUUGGGCGGCGUCCAGGGCACGAGACAAUUCUAGUCCAGAACAGACCGCAGAGCAGAAAAAUAAAGAUGAAUGCUCGUGGUGCAACAAGAGCAUAACUAGUGAGAGCGGAGCACUACAGCAGGCCGGCGCUGCUUUCUGCUCGGAGCUGUGCUUCAGUCAGUCGCGCCGCGCGAAUUUCAAACGUGCCAAGACUUGCGACUGGUGUCGACAUGUCAGGCACACAGUGGCUUACGUCGACUUUCAGGAUGGCGCAACUCAACUGCAAUUUUGCUCGGAUAAAUGCCUGAAUCAAUACAAAAUGCACAUAUUUUGUCGAGAGACACAAGCGCAUCUAGAUCUCAACCCACACUUAGUGAAUGCUUCGUCAUCCUCCAAUCUCAUUACUCCAGAGCUUUGGCUUAAAAAUUGUAAGAGCAGAUCCGUAUCGCCAACAUCUGAGCGAUCGGGUUCCCCAAACAUUGAAAACAUGGCAAACAAACGAACAGUUGAAAAGAUAGAAACGGUAAAUAAUAUCCGAAAAUCUCCAUUACCGUUAAUAACAGUUGCUCCAGCAGCAAAACUUAUGAAUCCAAAGACUUCAGAAGAGAAGGUGAUACAAAAAUCUCCAGAAUCGAAGAAAGACAGACAAUUCAAAAUGAAUUUGCGGAAGCGCAGAACUUCAAAAUGCUCGGCAACUGUAACUUCUCAGAACUUAAGACAGCAUAAUACAACAGCUCAGGCACAAGACUUGCGACUGUGUAGUCCAUCGUUGGAUGGUUCUUCUCCAAGUUCAACUAUCGGUACAGCCGGUAAUAGCGUUAUCCAUUCCCCACCGCACCUAAUGAAUCAACAUUCAGGCCCGCUACCAUUCCCAAAUCCUUUAUUUGGAAUGCCCCCACCAGUUUUUCCGGAAACACCAAAUCAUAUAAACGAUAACAGAUAUCCUAUGUACUCACCUAGAUUAGGCUUCAUGCCGCGCCCAGGGUUGAUGCAAGAACGUCCUCGUCUUGUUCCGCCACCCAAUUUUCCCCCACCAUUGGGCCAAGCUCCACCAGUUACAGUUUUAGUUCCUUAUCCAGUCUUACUACCGAUACCUCUCCCUAUACCAGUUCCAAUACCUAUAACUUCGUUCAUUCAAGCUCAUUGCUUGAACAAAGUAAAAACGGAAACAAAUAACGAGGAGGCGGAAGGCCCCCUUGAUUUCACAAUUAAUAAUGAAAGAAAUAAAGUAGAACAGUCCAAAGAAGGUGAUGAAUUUCAACCAUCAAACGCAACAGAACCAUUGAAUGAAGAAAACGAAAGAAUAGAUGAUGAAAGAAGCGAAAAUGGAACCAGUGAAACCGGAAACCCUGAGCAGACUCUACCGAAAUUUAAAAUUACAAGGCUCGGUAACAAAAUGGCCAAAAUUGUGACCAAAAGUAGGGAACCAUCUGAGUCUACGAGACCUUUAAGGAAAAGACGAAGACUUGUAGAAGUGGCAACGGAAGACGACUCGCUCAUUCCUAAAACGAGGAAAAUUGUAGAAGUGUAA